AUGAAUUCUGAAUCAUCUUCUCAUUCUCGGUCCGACGAGGAGAUAUCUCAUUCUUCUUCCGAAGAGGAGGUACCUCCCGCUCCCACCGGAUGGGAUGUCGCGGGUUUCGCCAACAACCCAGUCAACAACUAUAUCUCCCGUUUCAUACAAAGCGAGCUUGCUCGAAUGCAGCAGCCACCCCAACGGCCAAUCCGCAGGCGGCGUCGAUACAUCCACCGCGACCACGCUGGUGGGCACGAUCGGCUAUGUAUUUCGUCGCCGAUUCAGAAUGCGCCGCUCCUCUUCCUGUGCAUUGUUAAUGCGUUGUCCGCGCGUUACCCCGAGUUCCAGCUCCAGCGAGACGCCACAGGGAAGCUCGGUCUAUCGCCCCUGCAGAAAUGCACUGUUGCCAUCCGACAAUUGGCAUAUGGAGGGUCCGCCGACAUGUUCGAUGAGUAUCUGCAAUGCGGCGAGACGACCGGCAACGAGUGCCUGAAGAAUUUUUGUCAGGGCGUGCGAGAGAUAUUUGGGGGGCACUACCUUCGCUCGCCGGACGCAGCUUGA
This is a messenger RNA of Salvia hispanica, 543 nucleotides long. NCBI's taxonomy places the organism in Eukaryota, Viridiplantae, Streptophyta, Magnoliopsida, Lamiales, Lamiaceae. The record is from RefSeq and is a predicted model, not a curated record.